GCGGCGGCCAGUGCGGUCCGGACGGGGACCGGGACGGGGACGCGGCCGCGGCGGGGACGAGGGCGACGAGGGCCGAAUGGAGCUGUACCUGGGCGCCUGCGCCAAGGUCGCCCGCGGCGCCUCCUCCAGGACGGCCACCAGCACGCUGGCCGCGGACAGCAGGCAGUGCGGGGACGGGGCGCACAAAACCCCGUUUGGGGAGGUAGGAGCAGCUCACCUGCUGGACCUGCCCCUCGGGGUGAAGCUGCCGCUGAUCCCCGGAACUGACCCUCUGUUCUUCACCACGAAUCUAAGCGAAAAGCUUUUUCGACCUUCCUAUGGUUUCAACCUGACAGACCCUUACUGUCGACUUUUGGAAAACCAAUAUAAAAGUCUCCACGAUCCACACUUAAAAGCAUAUUAUAGACGCAAAGAUAUCCUGAGGAGACUGAAGAAAGGUGGCUAUAUCACCAGCAAUAAUAAAAUUGUGUGUAGCUUGAGGGAAUUGAAUAAGUACAGGCAAUAUCUCACCAACUUAAAAUUAGACUUUGAAAGAAACUAUGUAAGAGAACAAAAAAUGCUUGCAAGGCAACUACAGAGAUUGGAGGAAAACAGUUCAUUCCCUGAGUGUUCUGGUAUGACUCAGUUCCAGAACUGGCUGUUGCAUGAAGGCACCCAUUCUAUUAAGGACCAGGAGCAGUUAAUAAGGCACAGAUAUUUGGACAUGAUAAGUAAAGGAUUAGAACAAUCUGAGCGGGCAGCAGAAGAACAACGCCUCCUCCGGAUGGACAGAGAGGAGAGAAGACAGCGGGAACACAUGAGAAGAAAACUUACUCUUCGGAGAAAAAUUGAAGAGGAAUGGAAGACGAAGGAGAUGUUACUUCUGACAAAGAUUGCAGAAGAUGUUAAAAGAGAACAGAGACUAGAACAACAACGGCGGAAAAGCAGAGACGAGAGGGACAGAAAGAAACAAGCCCUGCUAGAGAAAAAAAUGGCUUAUCAUUUACAAAAAAUGCAAGAAACUGGCUUUAAAGAAGAUACGGAUAAAAAUGCAUUUGAACACAGUGGACAAGAUGGAGCAGAUUUUGAAAUUUCUGCAAAGAAGAAAAAGAAGAAUCAAGAUGAUAUAAAACUACUGUAUUCUGCCGAUGACCACAAAGUGCACAAAGAACAAGAUGCAAAUACUAUGCUUCAGCAUCAAAGUAGUUCAAAGAAUGUUACCAAAAAGUUAACUUCCAUUAUUGCUCAGCCUGUUGUUGUACAAGAUAAUGCUACAGAACAAAAGAAAGAUGGAGUCACAACUAAAAGGUCAAGCACUUGUGAUGAGAAAGGAGGUUUAAACGUACCAACUCGAGGUUCAAUUAUUUCAGCUCAACCUUCACUUGCAAAAAAUAAUCCCAGACUUUCACGUUCAUUUUUGGAUGCAAAAGAAGAGAAGGAGAUAGAUGGAAAGCCAUUCAAGACGAGACCAAGCCACCAUGAUGAACUAGGACCUCAAACUCACGCUACAGCCCCAGGAGCUUUUUCUUCUCCUAUUGUCUCAAAUAUACAACAGAAUCUUCUGCAAAAUUGUGUGCAGGCAAAAGUAACUUCUGAUGAGCUAAAUAGCAUAAUUCAGAACAUAAUGACCUGGGUCGUGGCUACAGUGACUAGUAUAUUAUACCCAGCCAUCACCAGGUACGAAGAGAGGUUGCAGAAUAACACAUACCCAGUGUCUGAUGACUCCAGCCUUUCUUCAGAUAGUUCAAGCUUUUGCAGCACCUGCAGUGAAGAGUUUACAUAUGGGAGCUACACAACUGCGACCACUAAAACAUUUCAGGCAGAGACCUGCACAUUUGCGGUUAAUGUGCCAGCAAAGAAACCAACCCCACCCCCACAUUUAAAACCUCCUUCUGCCCAGGUGGGAAGAACAGUUACAGGUAAAACUUAUCACAGGAAAGGAGAAGUUGUAACCUCCCAACUCAAAUAUAACAAGUCCAGCUUGGUCUUUUCAUACCCUAAACUCCGAAGUUCUAAAUCCGAUAGUCAACUUUUAGCAUCUUUGCAAAGAGGCCCAAAGAAAUCUAAGGAUGCUACCACAGAAACAGAUGGCUUUGUGAGUCCAUUGCUUUGUGAUAAGAAAGCCAAAGCCAUGGAUGAGUUGAAGAAUUUAAAGAAUAUUUUUGUUAACUUUAAGUGUCACUUGAAAGGGGAAACUAAAUUGAUUUUGGAGAGCAUUUUCCAGGAAAUAAUGUCUGACUUAACCCAGGCCAUUCCCUCUAUUUCUUCUGUUACUGCUGAAGUUUUUGUUGACCAAGGCGAGCCUGAGAAGGAAGAUGUGGUCUCCAGUGUCGAUAUCUGCUCACUAGCUUCAGACAUUGUGGAAAAUGUGUUUGACAGGCUAGAGUCUGCAGUUGAGAAAAAAUGCGUUGAGAUUUUCUCACAAGAAGACUUGUCCAUAGACAUUGCAUCAAGUUUAACAGCUAGUGGGGAAUAUUUCACAUCAUCAAAUGGAAAACCUUCAGAAAAUUCACUACCUUCUACUUUGGAACCUAUGUGUAAUAUUGCUGAUGAUAUGGUGCAUGACAUUUUAGAAAAGCUGAUGACUCUUGCGUCACUCAAGCAAAAUGAAUAUCCUCUUGAAGAUGAAACUAAACGUUCCUACCAGCCACAAAGGACAGUCCCAACAUAUACCAUCCUUCAAAGAGCUAGCAAAAAGAAAUCUACUCCUGAAGAUGAGACAGCUAAUUUAAUUGCCAAUGAAGAAAUACAAAACUUAAUGUCAACCAUUUUUUCACAGGCCUCUUUACUCGGUUAUAUAGAGGAGGCAGUCAGCACUAUACUAGGUUAUAUACAAACUGAACUUAAUAAUGAGAGACUUAUUGCAUCUGAACAAACCAUAGUAUUCCUUCAGCUUCUCGAUGAGAUCUUCACUCAUCUCCACCACGAGCCAGUAAAGCCAAACGUCCGAAAAAGCAGACGAUCUACCCAGAGAAAUAUGUCUGACACUAAGGAAAAAUAUAGACUCACUGGCACUACAGUGUCUACUGGUGCUCAACGUAAAAGACCAUUCCCACGUGUUAAUGUUCCAGGCAUGGUCUUUUACUCUGAAGAUGAUAAUGAAGAAAUAAACAACAUUGUGAAAAAUGUGAUUGAUUCAUCUCUCAAAGAAGAAAAAGCAAAAUCACCAGAACAAGCAUCUAAUCACUGGUUCACAAAGGCAAACACUUCUUUUGAAUGCAAAAGACAUAUGAAGCCACCGACAAAGCCUGCGUCUCGCAGCCAAGUUGCAUUUCAUGAUUGGGAGUUAAAGACUGAGCUACCACCUCUUAUCAAUGAAGACAUUUUAAGGGAAAAGCACUGCCUGGGUAAAGACAUUUCAAUUUUCAAUCAAGAUCAAAAGCAUCAAAUAAAAAAGGCUUCGGAGCACACAGUUAAACGGAUUUUAACAGAAAUGCUCAAGGGUAUGGCUUCUGUUUCUCCUGGUCAUCGAGCUAGCAGAAUUGGCAAAGAAACUUCCACUCUUCUUUCAGAAACAUCCCAAAGACCCUCACAUCAAGAAUGGAUGGACCAGAUGUUCUCUGUGUCAGAAAUAAGUGCAGUCGCUCAAGAAAUAACAGAUUCUGUGUUAAAUAUACUUUUUAAGGCGUCAAACUCCUUGUCCAGUCCCACUAAAAGUUCUGCUUCAUCCUCAGUUCAUCAAACUUUUCUAGAUAAUUCUGACAUUCCUCAUACAGCCAAGGAAGCACCAAAUAAAAAGCCAUUCAAAAUAUGGUUUGACAGCGACAGAAAAAUGAAAUAUUUAUCUUCACUCGAUGUAGAUUCUAUAAAGCCUUCCUGGUUAAAAUCUGGAGAAAGUGAACCUAAAUGUGUAGAUAACAUUAUUGAUAAGAUCACAAAUACAGUUUUUAAAAAGCUCAAGCUAUUUGUUUAUCCAAAAUUGCAAACAGAAUUCAAAACUUCCUCUGCCAAGCAGUCUUCAUUAAAAUCACAACUUAGUACUUGCACAACUAAAGUAGUAAACACUAUUUUAGAUGCUAUCCAGAAUGAACUGGAAUGCAAUAAGAAAAAUACAAAUCUUAGGGACCUAGAUGAUAAUAAAUCCUGCACAAGUAAAGGGUUUUUGGCUGGUACUGAUAAGAAAUUAGAAUCUCUCAUAGCAAAUCUCAAUGAUGACGACAUGGAAAGUCCAUUGUUAACUUGGAUUUGUGAGAUGUUGUUAAGUGGAAGUGAAGAUCAAAGAAAUAUUUCGCUUCCUUCGGAUAAGCCAAGGGCUACAACUUCACACAGACAAGAUAAAACUGAAAGACGAAGUGUUUUGCCAAGUAGACAGGAUAAAGAAUCUUUUCGCCAGUAUUUGGCUACUCCUUGUAUGAUCCACAGUGCCGUGAACAAAAAAGCCCUCAAAGAAAAUGCCAGUUUGCAGGUAUUAGAUAGGAUUGGGGGCACGGUACAUGAAAUGUUAAACUCACUGAUAGGAAAUCCUCCUGAUUCUCAGGCAUCUUUUAGUGGGCAAAGCAGAGAAAAUACAAACAAAGAUCAACAAAUGGCUGCUGUACAGAAGUCUAAUAUUCAGGUCAUUUCCAAAACAAUUUUAGACUAUAUCCUUGAAAAGUUAUGUACUAUUGACGUGGAUGCCAGUUUUGCAAGUCCUGAACUUAAAGCUGUUUCAGAAGCUCCUGAUAUUGACAACCUAUCAUUUGCUUCAAUUAUUGAGGAAAUGGCCAAAUGCACCAACAAAAUAUCCAGCAUAAUUUCCAGAAAGAUACAGAAGGAUAACAAAGAGGUUACUAAGGGCAAGGCAAAGAGUGUUUCUUCUGUGUCUUCCACAUCAGAGAGCUCAAAAGAAACUCACCAAAAUGCACUGACAGCUGUUGCCUCAGACAUUCUUAAUAUGGUCUUUACUAAACUGGAAGGGUUUGCCAAUGGAAAUUUGGAAACUCAAGGUGUUAUUAGUAAUUGCAGUACAAAAGACAAUAGGGUGGACAGAAGCAGUGCUUUCUCAGGCACGCACGAGGAACCACUAGAGUCUGUUUUAUACAUGGAGGCAAAGAAGGUGUCAAGUGCUAUUUUGAAAGCCAUUCAGACAGAAUUAAAUGUGAAUUCAGAUGAUUUGAAGAAAAGUGUAAAAAAACCAUCACCUGAGACACAAAUGUUCAUGGACAUAGUCAAUUUAAUUUUAGAUGUAGUAUCCUCAGAUGUGUGUGAUGAAACUGAAUCAAAAGACAGAGGCAUCAAAACCUACCGAUACCAGCCCACUUAUGGAAAUUUUCUUCCUGGAGGAGCUGAAUCAGAUUCCUUCCUAGAAGAUGACACACAAGCAGAGAAAAAAAAUACUAGAGAGAGGACAUCAUUGAGACAGGAAGCUAAAUUCUCUUCUCCUAAUCAGAGGGGUCUAGAAACAAGCUUACAUGAAAUUGAAAUGAAACUCAAAGAACCACACAAGUCACCAAUCCUUCCCAUUAUAAAAAAUAUUUUGAAUGAAAUUUUUCAAAGUAAUUUUAUCAGUCAGUUAAAUGUGCUUUUUCCCUCCCACCCUCAUUUUAAUGGUAUGCCUCACAAUGUUCGUGAGGCAACUGCUCAAAGAUCUGCUCAAUUUAUGGAUAAAAUGGUGGGUACUUUAGUAUCUGAGUCAGAUGAGAUCAUAGUGGCAAGUGAUAUUGUCAGAAUUGUAUUUCAUAAACUUUACACAGCUGCCAUGACAGAAGAAAAUGUAAGUGAAAAUAGAUGUAGAAACAUCACAUUUUCAGCAAAUGUUCCUUUUCAUGAACAUACUUAUGGGGGAAACUCUAUUACUUCAUUGGACAGAAAUCUUUGCACGCUUCAGCCUAGAUUCAGGGGUGACAAACAGACCAAAGUAAACAUGACUGAAGAUAUUAUACAGGCAAUCUUUCAAAAAUUGGAAAAUUUUACUACUUCCAAAAUAAAAUCUCUCUUUUGUUCCCAAGUCAGCUUCCCAGUCCCAGAAGCUCCACGUGCUCAGCAAGAUACGUGUACAUUAAGCAAAGCAUUAUCAACUGAAGAUUCAUAUUCUCAUGAGCAGUAUUCCUCUCCCUCCAUGGAUCCUAAGACCAAUUCAUUUUGCCAAAUCUCUUUGUCUAAAUUAAAUAUUUAUGCAAAAGAAGUGGCUAGAAAAAUUUUACAGGGGAUCAAGUAUGAGUUAGAUAAAGAAAGGGAAAGUCCUUUGUUGACUCAUAACAUUGUGGUUUCUGAAAGCAUUAUAAGUCAAAUUGUGAACACAAUGCUAGACAUUAUAUCAUGCAAAAAUAACAACUGUGAGAAAGAGAAUGACUCUGCUCCGCAGGAGUACAUUAUUGAAAAGUUGUUCAAUAAAAGUGAGUAUCAAAAAAUACUUCAGUUUCAAGUAGAGAAUACCGUUAAAGAUAUCUUGUGUGAUAUUUAUGAAAAAACCCUGUAUAAGAAUAAUUUGUCAUUUGCCACACCCACUCUGAAAUACCACAUAGCUGGUAAACGAUCAGAACCAAAUUCUGAAAUGUUCACUAAGGGUGCAAAUAAGAUUUUCCCUGAACUUUCAGUUCCUAGAUCAGAUGUCCUUUUGCUAUCCAAGGAGGCAGUGGAUAUUGUUCUUUACAGUCUUGCUUCUGCGGCCGUGCUUCGCACAUUUGCAAAGGAUCCUGCUUUUGCAAAAUCAACCUUUUGUGAUACGUUUCCAGAAGUGGAGUACCAAGCAUCUCUUCUUAUGGAGUCAAAACGCAGAGGAAAAUCAGAGUGUUUUCCACGUUCAAGUGCUAAGAAACCAACGUAUGCUGAUGGUACUCAGACGGCUGUUAUGGAGAAGGAAGACACCAAGCAAUCCGUUCCUGACCCAUGUGAGGAAAGCGCUAACUUCAUCACAAAAACUAUUUUCAAUCGGUUACAGACUUUUGCCACAGAGAGAAUGGAUUCACUAAUUACUCUUGCUUUUCAGCCUAAAGGAACAUCAUUUGUUGGUCCAGAAUUAGAAAAUUCUAGACAAGAUGACAGUGUUUUUCAUGAAUUAAGCCAAGUAGAACUUGAUGUGGAUGUCUUGGAAAGAUCAACAACUAAAACCAUUCUCAGCCAAGAGCUCACAGAACCCACUUUUGCCUCUUACAGAGAAAAAAUUGGAGCCACUAUUCAUUUACCACAAGCUAGCCUGAAGGAAUAUGCUGAUAUCAUUGCCAGCGCUAUUUUGAAGCUUAUUAAAAAUGACUUGGACUUAGAAAUCCAAAAGAUAGAGCCAUAUCCAAGCAAUAGUUUAUUCCAAAAAAAUAUGAUUGUGAGUGAAAUUAUAGACAGUGUCUUAAAGAUUAUACAUAAUAAAAUAUCUGCCGAGGAAAUUAGUACUUCCUCAGAAAAGACUAACUUUUCACAAUUAACUCUAUCAAAUGAAAUACUGCUGGGACACAAAGACAAGGAAAAAAACACUUCAUUAUCCCCGCUUGCAAACUAUCCAUUAGAACAAAACCAAACAGCAUUUGAAAAGGAAAGCCAGAGAACUGUUUUGGAAGAAAUAUUUAUGAGAAGUGGAAAGUCAGAACAAAAAGAAAAAACUGAAUUGCUCAGAAAAGUGGCCGAACUUUUGAAUAAGUUAGAUCAAAAAGUAAUGGAAGUCAUAGGCCAUUUGCUCCCCUUGAGUGAAGUCCUCCACUCUAAUUCUAAAAUUAAAACUUCAGAUACAGAGGGAAAAGACCGCCAGUCACACAUUAGCAGUGCAGCAAGUGAUAUCACGGAAUGUGUUUGUGGUAAAAUGUACUCUGUUAUUGUAACAUUGUUAUACAAAAAUGGUGAAAGUAGAGGAGAAGGAGAAACACCCUUCAAGAAUGAUACCUUACUCACAAAGUCACUAUGCUUUAGGGGGACUAAACAAGCAGGAAAGAGAAGUAAUUCCCCUAGAUGUGGGAUACCCGAGGUCUGUUCCACUGCAGACAGUCACACUGCUUCUGUGUUAGGAAACACAUUUUUGCAAUCUUCACCAUUACAAAUAGGAAAAGAUUUAAUGCAAAUAGUCCUCAAUAAGAUCACAAAUUUUGUCUCACUACAUCUAGAAGAGAAUUUGUCCACUGCAGGACAUUCCGAGGAGUUACAACUUUGUAGACUACAGAUCUCUAAAGCUAGCCUUAAGGACAGCCUGAAACCAGGUUUUAAAACAGGUUUAAAAGCAAGAUCUUUGCAUAAAUUUAGAGCAAAACCACAUGCAGGACCUAUUGGUGCUAAGGCAAAAAGCAAGACCAAGUUAAGUGCUGGAGAGAAGCCUCCAAGAGAUGGUCAGUCAAAAACUGCCAUUCAGUUGCCAAACAUCUUUGCAACAGGAGAUGCCAAAAACUUCCUGGAAAUGAAACUUCCCCCUUCAGAACUAAACGUGUAUGCCAGGGAUAUCAUAAGUAAUAUUCUAAAAGCAAUAAUGAAAGAAUUGGAAAGGGUGACACAAACUAGAGCAAUGGUACACAUAAAAGCUUUACCAUCUGAUCAAAUUUUGGAAGCCAGCAAAAUAGUUAAUACAGUUUUGCAAGAAUUAUAUGCUACAGACAACCACAAUUUGGCUUCUCCAAUCAAAUCCUCAUGUCUGUAUGAUUUCAGAUUUUCACAGCGGUGUUUAAAUUCUCCUGCUAGAGAACAAGCAUGCUUUUACUUAGAGGAUGUUUCCUCACAACUAGAACAGAUUUUUCCUAAAGAAGGUAUAUUUAAAAAAAUGUUUGACAAAUGGCAAGCAGAUUCAAACGAUGUGGAGAAUGAAAAAUAUACUCUGUUAACAAUAGCUGAGAAUGCUUUGACCGAAAUUUCGAUAAAAGCCAAAGACUUAGAAUAUUCUCUUUCACUUUUAAACUUGCCACUUCUUGAGCAUCGUAAAGGCAGUUUCGCUAAUCAGUUUAAAGAAGAUUGUUCUAGAGCAGAGGACAUCAAAGCGCAGAUUAAUAUGUUUGGAAGAGAAAUUGUUGAAAUGCUGUUUGAAAAAUUGCAGCUAUGCUUUUUGUCCCAGAUGCCCACUCCAGGUCACAAAGAAACUCUAACAAAUAGGAAAGAACAUAGUAUGGAUAAAAGUAAACAUGGCUUCCCAAGCAAGCACAUGAUAAGCAGUUUACCACUGUGUGACCUAAAGACAAAAGAUCAAAUUUCCCCCACCUCUUACAAGCAAGUUACUCAAGAAAUUGUAGGAAGGGUUUUAAAUCUGUUGGAGUCAUUUGUGGACUUACAGUUUAAGCAUAUCUCUAAAUAUGAAUUUUCUGAAAUAGUGAAAAUGCCUAUUGAUAACCUUUUCCAAGUCCAACAGAGACUAUUAAGCAAGAGGAUGUCACCCAAAUUACAACCACUGAAGAACUUCUCUGAUGAAUCCAAGCCAAGCACUGCUAUUUCCAAAGAAAACAUACAGAAUACUCUCCUGCAGGUUCAUUCAUUUCAUUCGGAGCUACUUACAUAUGCUGUUCAUAUUGUCUGUGACAUGCUUGCUAUGAUCAAGAGCAAACUGGACAAAGAAAUAAAACAAAAGGAACCAUGUUCUACUAAUAUACUGAAAGAGAAUAUGGUAGCAAGUGAGAUCAUUGGCACAUUAAUGGACCAAUGUACUCAUUUCAGUGAGUCUUUGAUUAGAAACCUUUCAGUGGAAAGUGCGUUCCAAGGAACUAGAAACACUAACGCUGUUGAGAAGGAUGAAUUUGCAAAUAAUAUGAAAAUGCCCACUCCAAAGUUAGAAGAUGCUAAUUUAGGACCUAAUCUUCCACAAAGAAAUGCACCUGGCUUGGUAUUUUAUUCAUGGGAAGAUACUAGAAGAAAGUACAAGUUUUCAUCCAAUUUACCCUCAUAUGUCACAUCUUCUGUAGAAGACACAGUUAAAAGUUCAGGGUCAUUGGGAACGUUUGAUUCAGAAACUAUGUCAGUAGGUUCUAGAAAUAAAGUUCAAGAACAUCACCAAGUGCAGUCUACCUUGGGCCAUUUUGAUGAAGCCAUGAAAAAAAGCAGCCCCUUCCCUGAAGGCAGUGUCUUACAAAAACUGUUUAAGAAAGCAAAUGACUCCACGGAAGCAUCUUUAAAGCAAGUCAUGUCUUUCAUAGAAAUGGGAAAAGGUGAAAAUCCAAGAGUAUUUCAUUAUGGAACUCUAAAACCAGUUUUUGAGCCUAGCCAAAUUCAGACAACUGUUUCUCCACUCAGAAUAUGUUUAGCUGCAGAAAAUAUUGUCAAUACUGUGCUGUCCAGCUAUGGUUUUCCAGGUCAACUACCCACUAAUAAAAGCAUGGAAACAAUGAAACCAUUUUUUAUAUCAAAGCAAAACUCUUUAUCUGAAAUGUCCACAGGACAAAAGAAUAAGGACAAGAGUUUGCUUAGAAUGUGGACUAAAAGAAUCAGCUGUGGGCCUGAAGAAGGUGAAAUCCCUGAAGCCUGUGGGGGAGAUUUUUCUUUAUUGCAAAAAUGGCAGAACAAGACUCCAAAGAUAAAGAAAACAGAGACUCGCAAAGAAGUUGGAGUCAUUGCAUUUGCCGAUCACGAGCUGGGUCCAAAUGAAAUUCAUUUGAUAGCAAUGCAUGUCACCACAUCUGUGAUCACGUAUUUGAAGAACUUCAAAGCAAGAGAGAAGGUAUCUCUUCUUUCUACACUGUCAAGUAAAAACUGUGAAUCAAGACAGCCUCUAAGAAGCAUGUACAGUAAUUCUUCAGUUAAUCAGUUCUGUAAACAUCUCUCUGAAUCAGUCAUUUGCCAUUUAAUUUCAAACAUUUCUGAUAGUACCAUGGAGGGCAGAGAAAAAGACAAACUAUGGGAAAUCCAAGGUGUGGCAUUUAACAAGAUUAUUUUGAUUCAUUCUCAAGUAUCUGAGAACAGAUCAAUAUCUAUUGGAGAGCUCGCUUUAAGAAUUUCUGAAAUAGUUAUUGAAAUUCUUGCCAGUAGUAAUAUUGUAGAGGCUUACGGUGGACAGCAAAUGGUUUCCACAAAAACAAAAUACACUUACUGUCCAGGAAUAACUUCUGCCAACUUUGAUGAUUUUUUUCAAGAUCUCUUAACAGGAGUGAUUCAAGUGCUUUCUGAAGAAAUAGGAAUAAAUCAUCACUUUAAAAACAAUGGAAGACACAAACCAUGCUCCAUGCUUGGAAGCAAUAAUAUGUCUAUUAGUGGCGAAACCAAUACUGCAGAACUACUACACCCCAGAGGCUGGGAAUCAUCAGCUCAGCAAAUUGAUCAACUUGUUCAGAAAAAUAAGUUAAAUUAUCUGACAUCUCAGUUAGAUCACCUGAUGGGCAGCCUAAAAACUGAGGAAUCCAAAAAUGUAGUCAACAAAGUAUUUGAUAUUGUUUUAGAUUUAUUUUUGCCAGAUGAAUCCCCAGAUGGAGCUGUGGACUCUGGUAAAAUAGCAAGAUGCUUCUCUUCCCCAAACAAUCCACAAAGUAAUAGCAUCCUUAGAAAUAACCAAGUUCUGUCUCCCAAGUCAGUUUUUCUUCUUAAUGUGGUAUGUGAGAAACUUAUUAGGACACUUCUGGAAAAAUGUACAGCCACUGGUUUUCUUGAUAACGGUCUUCUUGCUAGUGAAAUAUCAACAGAAGUACAUCAACUUUUAAAAAUACUUCAAAGGAUAGAAAAUGGAGAUCUCAAUUAUUGUAAGAAAUCAGGGAGUUGCAAAGAACUUCAGAGAGAUUGUGUGUCACAUUCCUUGGAAAAUCUGGCAGAAAUGGAUCAAGAUUUAUUGUCAUCAGAUAGUAUGCUUACUAUUAUUUCUCACAGCUUGGUGAAAUCUUUGAUGGAUAAACUAUCGCAUAGUUUACAAGAAGCUCCUGAAUGUCCCUGGUUUGAAAACAAAUAUUUGAACAAUAUAAGAAGAGAAAUACAGUCUAAUUACACAAAGCCAGAAGAGCCAGAACUCAUGGAGUUAGGACAAGGUAAAGGCUCUUUAGGAUUUAUGACUUAUGAUAGUACCUCUUUGACAGGAUCCCUAAAUAAUCCAUCUGUGGCUAGCUCACAAAUGCAAGUAUCAUUUGGCAAGCAAUGUACAGUAAAAUCCUCUUCAUGCUCACCUCUUAAUAGACAGAAAACAAAGGAAAUGGAUGCAGUAGUCAUUCGUAACAUAUAUCAAAGAGAUAUGAAUACAGGUGUUUAUUCAGCCACAUUUUUGGAGGAAAUAAUUUCAGAGUUGUUUUUUCAUUUCUCUACAUCCUUGUGGGAAAAAAACACAAGCAUCACUGAGGCCCAGCUCAAUGAGAUGAAUACAUUGUUUGUCAACCAUGUAGUAAAUGAGUUUAAUAACGCUCAGGUCAUGGUUCUGAGGAAUGCUGAAGAGAGGCUGUAUUUUCCACCAAUCCAUAAAGAAAUGGUCAGAAAGAUCGUUGACUCAGUUUAUUAUGAUGUUUUACACCAAUAUGAAUUGAAAAUGACCUGCGGUAAUAACCUGGCAUGUGCAAAUGGUUCAAUGGCUCAGCAAAUCACAAAUGGUAUAUUGUUAGAGAUUUUAGAUUACCAGCUCCCAUCUUCCCUCAAGAGAAACCUCAGAACUCAUUCAUGCUACCCUCUUGAAGCUGAAGUUAUACUGCAGAAGCUGCAAAGCAACCUAAGAAACCUCACUUUCCAAGCCAGGUCUUCAAAAAGCUAUCGCACCAUGUUACCACACUCAUUUUUAGAAGAUGUUAUCAGAAGACUUUUACUUCAGCUCAUUCCACCAUCUGUUAAACCUUCCUCUUUGGAAAAAACAUUUGCAAUGAGUUCAGAUUUUAAUGAACUGUCCACCUGUAUUACAAAUAAGGUUAUGUCAGCCAUUUCAAAACAUAGAAUCUGGCUUACUAGCUAUGAAAAUCAACACCUCUCUUCAGAAAAAAAUCUCGAAAAGAUGGUGGACUCUGUUUAUGGCAGUAUUUUACAAAUGUCUGACUCUCUUGUUUCAAUACAGAGAGGUAUACUUAGCCGAAACCCCAUUAUGAUUGAUCGUAUAGCAAGUUUUAUUAUCCAAGAGAUUAUUGAAUGCCAUCUUCAACCAUUUUUAUGUGGAGAGGUUUUAUCUCAUCCAGAGACUUCCCUGGAUGCAGUAUCUAAUAUGGUUAAACAGGUUCUUGAUGAAACCCUAGAAUCACACAGAUCUAAGAAGUCUGUAAGUAUUUCCCCUGAUAUAUUCAUAGGAGAGAUGGUUGCCAAACUUUUGUCAAGAAUUUUUAGCCCUAGGCCUAAUGCUGAAUUUGAGCUGGAAAGCAUGACACAAAAGAUAGUAAACUCUGUGAACCAGUAUUUUGACAAAGGUGAAAUUCACAAUUUAUGCAACAAGAAGUCUUUGCCCUCAAUAGAUGUGGAUAUGGUAGAUGGACUUGUUACUUCAGUUUAUAGGAAUGUGUUAAACCAGUACGGACUAGACCCUAACAUUAACAAAGAGGCUGACAAUGGUGAUCUCUUUGUGGAAAAUAUUACUAAUUUAAUUGUGGAAGCUAUUUCAAACUAUCUUCUUCAUCCGUUGUUUUCUGGUGAUCUGUCACCUUCAUCUUAUUCCACGUUGAUGGCUGAGAAUAUUGUUGAAGACGUCCUUGAUAACUUAAGUCAAUCUGCCAGGUCAAACCAGCGUUUACCUCCAUAUGACACCUUACUGCCAUACACAUUCUUAGACGAUAUGAUCAGAGUACUAUUAGCAAGGUUCUUUCCCGCAGCGUCCGGUGUGGUUCCAUACAGAGAAAUGCCAAAAGAGAAAUCAAAAAUGAAUUUUAAUGAAAUUGCUUCCAACCUAAUCACUGAUAUUAGGGUGAAAAUUUCCCAACAUGAAAUUCAGUUUUCAAAAGAUGAAGAAAAAAACAAGUUUGUUUAUUCAGAAGAUGAUGUCCAGCAUCUUGUGGACUCAGUAUUCAAAAAUAUUUUACACAAUUCCGAAUCUCAAGAAUCAGUGGAGCAAAAUAUUGCAAGCACCAACGAUGUUCUUAUCGAUAGAAUCGCAGGUUUCAUCAUUAAACAUGUCUGUGAACAACAUCUUCAGCCAUUUUUGGUUGUAAAUUCAUCUUCCCCAUCCUACACACCUUUUCAUAAGAGACAGCAGUCAUUCUAUGCCAGUGCUUAUUCCUCAACCUUUUUGGAGGAUGUGGUAUCUGGGGUUUUAAGAAAAAUAUUUCACAGGGUAGUUGGUAUUGUACAAGUGACAGACAUGAGAGAUUCAGAAGAUGAACUUUUUGAUAAAGCUGAAGAACUCAUACAUUUUAUAACAGAGGAAUUCUCAAAAGCCCAAGUUACCGUUAUAGAAAAUGCUGAGAAACAACUGCGUUUGCCUCCAGUGGAGAAAGACAUAGUAAAAAGUAUUACUGAUACAGUUUAUAGUAGAGUUUUAGAAGAAUAUGAAAUGGAAAUCUGGCCUCGUAAAGACUUUCUAAGUGACACAAGGACAUUGGCUGCUCGGAUAACUACAAUCAUCCUGACUGAAAUUUUAGAUUUCCAAAUUCGUCCAAAUCUUGUAGCAAAUCUGUCUUUUAAAUCCCAUUCCAAACUCAGUGAAAACGUUUUGAUACGUAGAGUUCACUGUGAUAUUAGUAAGUCAAGGUUCCGAAGACAGGCUUCAACCAUAUACACUACUCUAUUGUCACAAAAUCAUUUGGAAAGAAUAGUCACUCAGCUUGUAUCUCAGAUUGAUAUAUUGACAUCCACUACAGAACAUCCAGGUACUUCUCAAUCAGACUUAAGUGAUACAGUUAUGAAACUGAUAAAUGAGAUCAUGACAAUAAUUUCAAAGAAUGCAAUUUGUAUCACUAAACAGGGAAAUGAAAAACAAAAUAUGAUUCCAGAAAAAGAUAUACAGUCCAUGAUUGAUUCCAUCUAUUCUGAUCUUUCCCAUUCAAAUGUAUACCAAUCUCUCACAAAAGAUAAGAAAGGCCUAAGUAACAUACCUGUUUCAAAAAUAGCAAGUUUCAUCAUAAAAGAAAUUUUUAACCAUCAUCUACAGUCAUUUUUAUCUGGAGAUAACUGCUCUCUUCCAGCUCCAGUUGACCAUGUUUACAAAGAAAACGCAAUGGCUCCUAAGCGUAAAAGAUGGUCUUGCAUUGUGAACUCCACUGUCUUCCUGGAGGAAGUCAUUUCUGAGCUUUUAUGCAAACUUCUUUAUGCAUUCUCACACAAUGUCUUGGCUUUUGAAAACCCAGACACAGCAAAAGCCCAAACGGCUGAUAUUGUUACAGCGUUAGUAAAAUCAAUUGUUCUCGAAUUUACUGCAUCAGAGAUUUUAGUUGCAGAUAACUUAGAUAAAGAUAUGUGCUUUUCCGAGGAGUACAAAGAAAUGAUUCGAGCAACUGUCAAUUUGAUUUAUGAAAAAUUAUUAGAUGAAUAUAAAUCUUUAAUUCAAGUGUAUAGGGCUAUGCAGAGUGACACUACCUAUUUUGGAAGAAAAAUAUACCAUUUGCUGUUGGAAGAAAUUUAUGAUUAUCAGGUGCAGUCAUUAAUUUCAGGAGAAUUAGUAUCCUCUUCCUGUUCUUCCCUUCAAGCUGAUAACAUCGUCAGAAACGUACUCGGUGUCAUUUUGAGUGAUAACAGUGCUCUGCCGUCAUGUGUUACUGUGUUUCCUCGUGCUCUAUUAGAAGAUAUGAUUUACAAGCUCCUGGCGCCUAUGUUUCCUCCAACUGACACUGAAAACAAACUAACAGAAGAAGAGCUUACUCCGGAUGAUGAUUUUGCAGCUGCAGCUUCCACAAUGACCGAUGAAAUUAUAAAAGAAAUUUUUGAACAUGAGAUCCGACUUGCCACUGCAGUGGACAAUGCAGAAAGUACGCAGUUAGAAGUCCUGGAGAAUUUGGUGGACUCCAUAUGUAAUAAUAUUUUGAGAAAACCAGAAUUCCAAGCUGAAGUCCAGAAAGAUGCAGGCAAAAAAGGAGGAUCAUUUCUCAGUAAAAUAGCUGGCUUCAUUAUGAAAGAAAUUAUGGAUCAUCAUUUACGACCAUUUUUACAUGGUGAAGAAUCACCUUCCAGUCACAAACCUGGUUGUGACCAUGCCUCUGUAGUUACUAAAUCUGGUAAAGGGACAACACAAGCUUCUCUGUUCUCAGCUACAUUUUUGGAAGAUUUAGUAGUUGACCUUGUUCGCAAAUUCUUUUCAUUCCCAGCGAUAAAAGAUUCCAAGAAAAGAGCAACACAAGAACCAGAUAUUGUGGGCUUAGCUAUCAAAUUUGUAAAUGCUCUCCUGGGAGAAUUUAGAAAAAAGGAAAUCAAAGUUUUACCACAGGCUGAAGAAAAAUUUUCUUUUCCACCAAUUGAUAAAGAAAUAGUGGCUGACAUAUCCAGUUUUGUGUAUGAUCAGUUCAUAGGGAAAUUUGGAUCCAAUGAUAUUCAGAAGGAUGGUAAAAGUAACUUUGUUGUAGAAAUGAUUGCUGCUUUAGCCCAGAAGGCAAUCUCUGCAUUCAAGAUUCAACCACUAUUUUCAGGAGACUGGUCUUCCACCUUCUUUUCAUUUUUAAAUCCAGAUACCAUCACCCAAAGGGUUCAACACUUACCACAGAACACCUCUAUGCAGAUAACUAGAUACUCAGAAGAGAACCAGCUUACUCUACAAGAACAGUCACAUAAACAAACUGCCCUAACCUCAGAUCAAAAAAAGAUGAUAGUCAGUUUGGAUCAAAAUAGAGGUGCAAUGAGUAGAAAGAAUUCCCACACUAAAGACCUAUCAGGGAAGAAAGAAGACAUCCAAAAUCCAGUGCUUACCUCUGGCACUACCAUGGUACAAAGCAAUGUGAUCACCCUCAGGUCAGGGCCAUCUGCAGGUAGGGCACAUCAAAAAAAAGAGGAUAAAAAUAAACCCGGAAGUUUGACUCCAAAAAGUAAUAAGCGUGCAUCAGGAGUUACUUCUCCAGCUACCCAUAAAAAUAGGAAGGAGCAAGAUUUGAGCAAAGCGGUUCAAAAUCAUGCUCUGGAAAAGACCAAGAGAUCGAUCCCAAAAAAUGCGGAGUCACAGGGUAGUAAAACACAAACACCUUUUAAAGUUGUUUCCAGUAGAGAAUACAAGGAUGUGCCAGAAUUUCAAACAGACAGUGAAAAGAACAGGGACAAAGCCAAGGAAAGUUCCAUAAAAGGAAAUAGUCAGGAUGUCCAGUUAUCUUCUUGGAAGCCCACGGUGAAACAUACUGAGACUACAAAAGAGGAAACUUUGAAAACAACCCAAAAGCCAAGAAAUGAAGCAAUAACAGACUCUCUUACUGACAUGGAUACGGACGAUCAAAUCUCAGAUUACGAAACUGUUCAAAACAUCAUUGAAAACAUUUAUGGGAAUGUUUUAGUAAGGACUUCUCUUCAAGAACCAUCAGAGUUCCCAAAAUACAGACAUAAAAGCUUCCCUGGUUACCAAGCGCUGAAUGUAAUUCAGGAGCCAGGCACGGGAUCUACCCAGUCUGUUAAAGCAAAGAGUUUACCUCCCUCAGUGAACAAAGAACACUACGCCAAAAAGACAGGGGAAAAAAUGAAAGAGAGACAAAGAGAGGAAGAAAAUAAAAGCAAGCAACAAAAAGAAAAUGAGAAAACUACAGAAGACAGAACAGGAGGAAAGGAGGUUAGAAGUAAAGCUACUGAAACAGAUCAUCCUCAGUACCUACCAGAAAGCAAGCCAGGAGUUUUCCCUGCUAAUUUUUUAGAAGAUGUUCUCACUGAAGUAGUUAACAAACUGCUGUUUUCUUCCUCACCAGAAGCAGAAACAAGUGAAACAUAUCCAAAUGUAAAUGACAGUCAGAAUCAAACUGAACUCUAUGAUACAGCUAUGAAACUUUUCCAUUCACUGAUAAAGGAGUUUUCAGAUGCUCAAAUUGAGGUAUUUAGGCCUGAUGAGGAAAACACAUCUUUCCCACACGCAAGUAAAGUGUCUUCAGUUCCUACAGCACCUUCCAGGAAUAAAGAAUCAACUACAGAUGAAGCGUUGUCAGGAAUGAAGGUAAAAAACAUGGAUAAAAGGCCAGACCUGCAUAAAGUGACUGCAAAACUCUCUUCACCUGAGAUACCUCUCCUAGAAGAAAUACCAUCAAUUGAUAAAACACUGGCCAAUAAAGUUGCUCACUCUUCUAUUUGCAAUAUUUUGAAAGAAUAUAAAAGUCAAGAAUCUCUUUGUCAGCACAUUAACAGUAAUGGUGAAAAUUUAGUAAAACGAUUAGCUAGUGCAGUGAUAAAUGAACUUUUUCAACAUCAACUUAACUUGGUAUUUUGUGAUGAGGCUCCAGGUUCAGCCUGUUUGCCUCUGGAUUCUAAAGAUCUUGUUAAGAAGGUCCAAAAGGCAACACAAACAGCCAGCAAAGAAUGUCAGACAACAUCACCAUACACUGUCAUGUUGCCUCAUCAAUUUUUAGAGGAUGUGAUUUCUACCCUUUUAUCAAAAAUUUUCUCAAAAAUAUCCGACACCAUCACCAAAGCAGAAAUACCUGAAAACAAAUAUUCCACAGAAUUUGAUUUCCUUCAGAUGGAAUUAGUAAGUAAAAUUGCAGCAGAGAUUUCCAAAGAUGAAAAUAUGAUUGUACAGUAUGUGGAAUCUUUGCACCCCAAUGAUGAUGAAAUUAUUGAAUUGGUGGUUCAGUCUAUUUAUAAUAAUCUUUUGCCACAAUUUGGAUCACAAGAAGUCAUACAAAAUUGUGUAUCGAAUGGAUGCAGGCUUCUUUCAGAAACCAUAGUUGACCUAGUUCUAAAAGAGGUAGCUGGUAAUCAGCUGCAAAACUACUUCUGUGGAGAGUUAACACCACAUCAAUGUGCAGAAGUUGACAACGUAGUUGAAAGUAUCCUUUUCAACAUCAUCCAGACUACUACACCUCCGCCACCUCAUGCUCAUAAAGUGUCUUACAACAUAAUAGAAGAAAUUGCUGUAAAAUUUCUGUCAAAGCUCUUAUCUGUGUUUCCAAAAGUGCAUAAGAAAAAAAGUAAAUCUCGAGAAACUGAAAUGCAAAAAAUAACCUCAAAAAUACUAAAUUCAUUCCAAGAAUUUUUUUCCAGGAGUAAGAUCAGACUUACAAGAUCUGCCAAGGAAUCACCUACUGUAUCUUUAGAUGACAGCGAAACUAUUGAAAAGAUAGUUGAUUCUGUUUAUACCAGUGUUUUAAAACACUCUGGUUCCUAUACUUCUGUAUUUAAAGAUUUAAUGGGUCAAAGCAAUGUCCUUUCUGACAUAAUAGGUUUUUUAAUGGUGAACGAAAUUUCCAAUUGUGAAUUUCAACCUCAAGUAGAAGAAGAAAUACCAACUUCAGAACUAAUUCUGGAAGCUGUCAAAAUUAUGGAAAAGGUGCUCAAAAUUGUUGAUAAAUUGAAGUCUCAGGAAAACUUUUUAUCCGAAAAAUGUUUUAUGUUAGACGCCAAUGUUUUAGAGGAAGCGUUGGCUUUGUUCUUGGCUAAACUACUAAGAUCACCUCGUAUCUCAAGCCAAGAGGCACACAACUUAUCAAAACCUGACUUAAAUAAAAUUGCAUCACAACUGACAAAAUCUGUAACAGCUGAAGUUUCGAGAAGUAAUAUUAGUCUAGUGGCUUCUGAACCAGAAGAAUGCUCUUCAAAUCUGGAAGAAAUGCACAUGAUUUCUCAGGUUAUUGAUUCUGUCUAUGGUGACAUGCUACAACAAGCUGGAAGCCAUGAAGAACUUUAUGACCUAAAAGAUGCAAACACAGUCUUCUCUAAGGUGGCCAGUUUAAUUAUCGAUGGAGUAUCAAGAGUUCCAUUAGAUAGGGGUACCUCAAAGAGUUCAUAUGCCGGUGUCUUUGAAGAUCUGGACAUUGAUAGAAUCAUCGAAAAGACAGAAAAGCAUGCUGAGAAAAUGAUGGCUAACCAAAAUGAGUCAGAUGAAGGGAGAUCUGCAGAAGAACGCUCAGUUGUAAUAAUUCCACAUGUCGGGAAGAAAGCAAUCAAAGUAGAUCCACAUAUUAUUUCUCAGCACUUAGCAGUCAUCUCUGUAAAGACUGAGCCACUUGAGAAAAUGAAGACAGAAUGUUUAAGAAGAACUGGACAGAGCAUAGAGGAACUGAGACAAGCGUCUGUAAAUGGGAGAAGUUACGCUGCCAUGAAACCAACUGAUUUAGAAGAGAGAAGGAAAGAAAGACGUACCUCUUUGAAUAGUACAGGUCGACUGGAUGUAAAGCCCUUUGAGGCUGUUUGCAGAAAUUCAUUUCAAAAUGUAAGAAAGCCAGAUAUCUCCAAGGUAGAACUUUUAAAAGACGUCCGAAACAGAAAAGACCUCAUCAUUCGGUUAGUGGCUCAUGAUAUUAAUCAGGAAGAUACAGACUAUUUUACAGAAGAUGAUAUAGCAUCUGAUCAAAAUGAAGUUGUUUUAGGAGAGUAUUUUGGACAAAAGUCCAUAGGAGAACUGUCUGAAGAUGAAGUGAAGGAAGUUAUGAAGCUAAUACAAGGCAGAGUUGCUCCUUCCAAGCCAACCACCACCACGGAUAGCAUGGAAAACUAUUUAUCACCAUCUAGACAUUCUCAGCCCACAUCCGCCUCGACUACCAAACGCAUGGAAGCAGCCUCAAACCAAAUAGAAUCUAACAAGACACAAGGUAAUAGAGCUGCUGGUGAGCUCCACAUGGCCACUUCCAAAAGCUUGAGUGAAACACACCCAUCCACAAAGAAAAAGUCGCACCACAAGAGAGAUGGAAGGAGUCCUGUUACUGAGCCAGCACACCACUUCAUACACAGAAUUAUGAGUACGUCUUCCUACAACCAGGAAGAUCUCCUGUCAUCUUCCAGUGAAGAAGAUUCUGACACUAUUGCAGACACUAAGCUAUUGAAAGCAUGUUCCUUGGAGCAAAAACCAGAUAAUUCAACAGGAAUCCAGUUCAUCUCCAUCUUUGAAGAAUCCAGAAAUACUAAUGACAAGGCACUUCCUUCAAAGGAAACCAUUGCAGAGGCUCCCAAACCGAGCAUUUCCAAACAAGGAUCUAAAAUGCUGGCAAGAGUAUCUUCGACUCUAUCAAAGGUGUUUUCCCGAUCUCACACCAAUGUUCCCAAAUCUUCCUCACCACCUCACCAGAAUGAACACUGAUGAUCCUCUACCUGACAUAUAAAUAUGCUUCCUUACCCUAGAAAAAUAAAAUAAUUUUUGAAGCAUAACCAUGUAUCUGA
Messenger RNA from Chinchilla lanigera (long-tailed chinchilla), 20931 nucleotides. RefSeq names its product fibrous sheath interacting protein 2 (gene Fsip2). The record is from RefSeq and is a predicted model, not a curated record. The transcript has 23 exons. Lineage: Eukaryota; Metazoa; Chordata; Mammalia; Rodentia; Chinchillidae. Bases 77 to 20851 code for a protein of 6924 amino acids.